This is a messenger RNA of Moneuplotes crassus, 1627 nucleotides long. Lineage: Eukaryota; Ciliophora; Spirotrichea; Euplotida; Euplotidae. The record is from the annotation of a GenBank genome assembly.
AUAAUGGAAUCGAAUAACCAAGAAAUUAUUGUAAGUUUUACCUGUACACUUUGUAACUUGUCACAGGAAUUACUCGAAAAGGAACGCCAAAGGAUCGAAAAUAUUUAUACAGAGGAAUCAGAGGAUAACGAAGAUUAUCCUCCAGAGGAAUAUUCCUCUGAUGAAGAGGAAAUUGACCAUAAUAAUUAUAAAGGCAUUUAUGCUGGUGAUGAGCCAGGCCAGAAGUUCACUGACCCAAUCACUGGUGCACACUUUGAAUUCGAUGAUAUGUGCUCAAGGCUGGAGAGAGUGGAAGCAGACCGAAACUCCCUUGAUGCUAGGGUUAGCAAUCAACAUAAGCUCUUGGAUGAUGAUGAGGAGUUUGGAAUUUAUAAGACCCAAGAGCAAAAGAAACGCAUUAUUCGUACAAAGAGUAAUAAGAACAAAGAAGAUAUUAUCAAACAACUUAACCAGAAGAUUACUUUCGCACAGAAUUAUGGUGAGAAUAGGAAUAAAAUGACCCAAAAGCAGGUUAAGAAUAAGAAAAAUAAGGAAGGAGAGAUUAUUAUAGGGGAUGACCCCAAGCAUCACCAAGGUGUUUAUCUCAAUGACCCAGAGACGGUUUCAAGCAUUGCUACGAAAGGAGGGCAGUUACCGACCCAGAAAUCUCAGUUUGAUCAGAAGUCCUUUAGUUCCCAAGGAUUAAGGGAUACCUCCACUAGGUAUAAGGCUGCUCAGAACCUGAUGGGAUACCAGAAUAUAAUUUCAAUGGCAAAUGGUCUUAACAGUUUUGAUAACUCUAAAGCAAAAUACCGGCUACAAAAGAGAGACAAAAGUUUUGGCAGCAUGAUCCAAUUGGGUGACUUCAAUUCCUCAAAGAAUUAUUACCAUAAUACAAGUGUCAGAGCAAGGCAUAGCUUGAGUAGCAAAAAUGAUAAGCUUAUUAAGAAGUCACAUUCAAAGAGCUCACACUGCAACAACAUCAUUUUGGAAAAUACGAAACCGACCAAGAACAGGCGGAAGAAGAGGAGUAGCGGAAAGAAGAGAAGCAAAGAAAGGAGCAAGGAAAAAUAAUAUUUCUGACCUAAUCUUAGCUAUUAGCAAGAAGUAUAAGCUCAAGAAGUCUGUAAAGGGAUCCAAACAUGGAUUCCAUAUUCCUAUUAAGAAGUCUCUAGUAUCUGGUAUGAAAAACUCCAGAGACAGGUCAACCCAGAGGAGUAAGUCUAAGAAGACUAAGUGGAAGAGCUCGCCUUAUAAGAAGAAGAUGGCAACUAAAUUCCAAAAAUUCAAAACUAUGAUGAACGACACUCCCGAGAGGAAGAGGCAUUCCAGGAACUCCAAUAUGAGGAUCAGUGAGUAUACAAAUUUUAUGCAGGGAGCUAGGAAGAAAUCAUCUUUGAAGAGGCCCAUGUCAAAGAAGAAAGUGUCCCAUGAUUUCGAUAGGUUCAAGACUUUUGAUAGAAAGUACAGCCGUGCUAGCGGAGAUCACCUCAGGAAGAUACUUAGCAAAGGCAAGUCAAGAAAUCGGUCCAAGACUAAGAAUGAAAACUAUUCCAGGAAUGUGUUUUAAGUACUUUGUGACAAACCCUUUGAACGUUAGAAGGAAUUCUGGUAGCCCAGACUUUUGAAUUUGGAAAUUAGAGGUUUU